AAUUCCAGUUAAUCUCAGUUAAGUCUUAAAAUUGUUCCAUAUGAAGAAGAGAGCCUUGAUCAAAAGAAGAAUGGCGAUUGACAGAUCAGCUUCAGAAUAGAGACAAACCUGAAAAAGAAGCAACCCAGACUCUUUCCAUGACCAGAAGAAUGAGCACUGAGAGACCUUCCAUCUUAAUCAAACAUCCAGGGCAGACAAGCAUUCCAUCCCUCGAAAACAUAAGUGAUUUUUCAUUAAAUAUCACUGACUGCACCCAGGUUGUGGUGCCGGAGGAAGUGUUUUUUACUGUUGCUGCUGCUGGGAUACUGGAAAAUCUACUUAUCCUCAUUGCUGUUGUUAGAAAUAAGAAUUUACACUUGCCCAUGUACUUCUUCAUUUGUAGUUUAGCCAUUUCAGACAUGUUAGGUAGCUUGUACAAAACCCUAGAGAAUAUCUUUAUCAUCUUGUGCAAAAUGGGAUACCUGACACGUCACGGAGACUUCGAGAAAAAACUGGAUGAUGCCAUGGAUUCCAUGUUCAUUCUGUCUCUGCUGGGGUCUAUUUUCAGCUUGCUAGCCAUUGCAGCAGACAGAUACAUCACUAUCUUCUACGCCUUGCGGUACCACAAUAUCAUGACGCUGAGGAGGGCCUUGGUUAUCCUGGCAAUCAUCUGGGCGUUCUGUGCCGGCAGCAGCAUUGCCAUUGCCCUCUUCUCCUAUGAAGCAGCAACAGUCAUUCCCUUCACCAUCCUGUUCCCUUUGAUGAUGUUUUUCAUACUCUGCCUCUACGUCCACAUGUUCCUCCUGGCUCGAACUCAUGCCAAAAAGAUCGCCUCACUGCCCAGCACCAUCCAUCACAGAACUAACAUGAAAGGUGCGAUCACACUGACUAUUUUUCUUGGAGUUUUCCUUUGCUGUUGGGCCCCCUUUGUUCUUCACAUCCUCUUAGCAAGGUUUUGCCCACACAACCCUUACUGUGCCUGCUACAUGUCUAUUUUCCACGUGAAUGGGACACUCAUCAUGUGCAAUGCCAUCAUCAACCCUAUGAUUUUUGCAUUCCGAAGCCCAGAACUGCGGAGCACAUUUAAGAAGAUGUUCUACUGUUCCAGGUCAAAAUGUAGCUGGUGAAUACUUCAUAAAAAAUUAAAAUUAUGGAAGCAUUUAUGGGGUCCUGUGCAACAUCUGU
Lonchura striata (white-rumped munia) is the source of this 1164-nucleotide messenger RNA. NCBI's taxonomy places the organism in Eukaryota, Metazoa, Chordata, Aves, Passeriformes, Estrildidae. The record is from RefSeq and is a predicted model, not a curated record.